GAAUUUUUACCUCACCUUUUUUUUGGGGGAUUUUGCUUAUCAUGAUCCUCAAUAAUCGAACACAGUUAAAUAUCACUGUUAAUCUGCAGCGUGAGGGGAUCCUGGGGAUAGUGACAACGUCCACUUUGACAACACUGCAGUGCACCGUGUUUCUUUUCAUUAACAUUACGAUGUUAUACACUUUGAGAAGCAAGGAGGUGUUUCGAGAGACCUCUCGGUAUAUUCUUUUGUUUAACCUUCUAUUUGCAGAUACCGUCCAGCUGGCACACAGUCAGUCAAUGUUUUUACUGUCCUCUUUCAGACUGACAUUACUGUAUCCUGUAUGCGCUGCUUUAACAGUGUUCAACAGUCUAACACUCUCUGUCUCUAUUGCCACACUGGUGAUUAUGUGUUUAGAAAGAUACAUUGCUAUUUGCUAUCCUCUCAGACAUAGUGCCAUCAUCACCAUCAGGAACACAGGAGUGGCUAUUUGUGUUAUUUGGAUUACAGGUUUAUUGCAUACCAUAAUACAGUUAAGUUUAGUGUUGAGGUUUUCAUAUCGAGAUCUGCAGCUCACACAGAUGAUGGAUUUCUGUGGAAAGGAGAGCGUUUUUCUUGAUCCAGCAUCUGAUCUUUUUGAAAAAGCUUUAACUUAUUUUUUCUUUGUGUUGGGAGGUGUAACAGUUGUUUUCACCUAUACUGGUAUCAUGGUAGCAGCUCACUCAGCUUCCACUGACAAAGCAUCAGCCAGUAAGGCUCGAAGGACCCUUCUGCUGCAUCUGCUGCAAAUGGGCCUCACAGUGUCCUCAGUGAUAUACAACUCAUUGAUUAUAGCUAUUUCAAAGCAUCUAGGGAGACUUGAAGCCGUGCGUAUCCAGGUUUUUCUUUAUAUUUGUAUCAUUGUUCUCCCCAAAUGUCUGAGUUCACUAAUCUAUGGCCUCAGAGACCAGAAGAUCAGACCUGUUCUAAUGCUGAACCUUUGCUGUCAGUGGAAAGGGUCAGUCUACAUGCUGACAUGUAAAAACGUCAGAGUUUUUGUGACUUGAUGGCUUUUCAUUUUAUUUUAACUGUUGUGUAUGUUCAGUGUUCAAAGAAAAAACUACACUAUGACAGUGUGCUUGGUUGACAACCGGAAGAGAAGCAGGAAUCUAGAUUCACGUUAUUAGCCUUUAAUGGUAAAUGUACCAAAUAUGUUCUUUAAAUAGUUCUUUAAUAAUAUUUCCAUGUCUGGUAAGUAGGGCUAUAGUAGGAACACACAUCGUACUGCUUUAAAAGUUGGACUUGCAUUUACAUUUCAUGUAAACAUAUAAAGAUCAACUUUAAAUAGUUUCUUUAUAUAAAGUUUUCCUCCUGUAACACUUUGAGCUUUUAAAAUGUAAACUGCACUAUAAAUGCAAAGAGUGUAUGUGUGUAUUUGUUUUUAUAUUUUCAAAUACCAGUGGAUAGUUGCAGCAGUUAAACAUCUGAGCUGUAUUUUCAAUUAAUGAAUAAAUAUGUACAUUUCUGUGUUGCGGCUGAACACGUUUAUAUAUCUAUAAACAACUUUUCA
Molecule: messenger RNA, 1528 nt
Organism: Cyprinodon variegatus (sheepshead minnow)
Lineage: Eukaryota; Metazoa; Chordata; Actinopteri; Cyprinodontiformes; Cyprinodontidae
Product: olfactory receptor 1571-like
Exons: 1
Coding region: 42-1025 (327 amino acids)
Biological process (GO): G protein-coupled receptor signaling pathway
Cellular component (GO): membrane
Molecular function (GO): G protein-coupled receptor activity
Source: RefSeq, a predicted model, not a curated record